Musa acuminata AAA Group (dessert banana) is the source of this 935-nucleotide messenger RNA. RefSeq lists its product as uncharacterized. Bases 96 to 707 code for a protein of 203 amino acids. The record is from RefSeq and is a predicted model, not a curated record. The transcript is spliced from 5 exons. Lineage: Eukaryota; Viridiplantae; Streptophyta; Magnoliopsida; Zingiberales; Musaceae.
AAGAAGCAAAAGGCGACCUAUAAAUUGCGCGUUCGCUUCUUCUCUGGUGCGACAGUGGAGCUCGAGACCCCCACCACCAAAUUGCCAAAUCCCAAAUGGCUGCCGUGGGUUCGAGCGUCUCGGUCUUCAAUCCAGCUUUAGCGCUUGUGCAUUUUACUGGCCAUGGACGCCUCUCGAUUACAAGAAGCAACCUGGUUUCAGUUGGCUGUCAAAAUACGUAUGGGGCCAAGAGUGUCACUUAUUUAAAAAGAGAGCUUUCCAGAUUGAAUAGGAGAAGAAUGUUCUCUGGGGUUCCCAGAAGCACUGGUUCAUCAUCGUCAGGAGGGAAUCCAGAUGACUUAAAGCCAUCAGACAAAGAGGAGGUUCCAUUUGGAUACACAAGAAAGGAUGUUUUACUGAUUGGUCUUGGAGUCACCUUAGCAGGCAUUGGUUUAAAAAGUGGACUGGAGUUUGCUGGGGUUGAUCCUUUGCAAGCAGGGAAUGUGGUUCAAUUGUUUAUUGUCCUGGGCCUAACAGUUGGAUGGAUUUCUACAUACAUGUUUAGAGUUGCAAACAAAGAUAUGACUUAUGCUCAGCAGUUAAGAGACUAUGAAAAGAAAGUCAUGGAGAAACGUUUAGAGGGACUUACUGAAGCUGAACUGGAGGCAUUGCUCGAGCAAGUAGAAGAAGAGAAGAGACGCCUGGCAAGUGGUGAGCAAAUUAAUUGAAGUUCUUCCAAAUCCAAAGAUGAUAAUACCAUAGAGCCAGAUGUGAAGAAAGGUCAAAGCAUCUGCAUUCUUAUACAUAUGUUGUCAUCCUCCCACCAAUAUCAACGUGAAACCAUGUGUCAUGAGCUCUUUUAUCUUCAUCUGUUGUAUAGUUUGCAGUUGUUGGAUGGCUAAUUGAAAUAUUUUCAUCCAAUUAGAAAAAUAAAAUCACUUUCUUACUUCUCUUUA